This is a messenger RNA of Phacochoerus africanus (Common warthog), 1507 nucleotides long. RefSeq lists its product as uncharacterized. The transcript has 5 exons. The record is from RefSeq and is a predicted model, not a curated record. The coding region runs from base 1 to 618 and encodes 205 amino acids. NCBI's taxonomy places the organism in Eukaryota, Metazoa, Chordata, Mammalia, Artiodactyla, Suidae.
AUGACUUUCUCUUACACCACCUGUGUUGACUCUAAAUUCCACCUUAUAAAAACAUGGGCAGGAGUGGACACUGGGGACUCAACAAGAGCCAAAGCGCGACCAGCACUAAGACUUAAGCGGCCAAAGGAGGAAGAGGAGGCGCCGACUGCGGAAAAAGGGAGGGAGGCUUCGGCCCAGCGCUCUCAGGCUAGAGAACCAGCGCGCUGCCGCUGCCCCUGUAAAGCGCGCACCGAUUGGCUCUUUGAACCAGGCCCCGGAUUGGUCGGUGCCUGCCCGCCGUCGCCUCGUGCUGUGCUGCGUAGGCUGGGAGCUAGGUCCGCAGCCUCCGCCCGGAUCUUCCGGCUUUCCCGGAUUUUCAAAGGCCCAAAGUGGCCGCUGCCCUCUCAGUUUCCUGCUCUGGGGGCUCUUCUCCAAGAACUCGCCCACGCAAACUCUCAGCAGCCUCUGAAAAGGAGACUGAGGUGCAAUAAAAGGAAGUGGUUUUCAAAGGACACAUCGGUUAUGAGAGUGUGGAAACAGGUGGAAGAAGAUAGUCCAGGGCAGAGAGAUGAUGACAAGGCCAAAGAAGGACUGGGAGUCAGCCUGCUGGAAGUUCAUGAUCAAGGCCUCAGAGGCUGAGUCAGAGGUUGCCCCUGGAGCCUGUACAGUAUGUGGACAUCAGCUAGAGGAAUGCUGCCAUGUACUUCUCUAGAAUCGUGGCAUUUGGAAACCAUCAGAGAACACUGGUUUGGGUAGUUUUCAGACUGAAUCCUUUGGGAAGGUCCCUGCAUAGCAAAGAUGAGGGCGAAUGGACUCCCAGCCCUUCCAAAAUGCCCUCCUCCCCUGCCAAGGUGUUUUCUUCUGCAGGAUGCCAGAUGAGAGGGCUGAUGGAGGCUGGAAUCCAGUCCCCACUCUGCUACCCAAGCUCUGUGCCUGUGGAGUGCCCCAGCAGAGAGGGCAACUUUUCCUGAUGUGCACAAAGUACAGAAUGGGAGAGUGGUAGCUUUGCCCCCUUCCUGCUCCCAACCACACAAACACAAAUAUAUACACACAUAUAGCCACACAGACAUACCCGCAGACUUACACAUACAUGCGUGUACAGAUUUAUACAAACCCACAGGCAGACAUAUGUAUGUGUUACAUGAAGAACACACAGACACAUACGUAUACACAUGAAUACAUCAUAUAUACCGCACACUUAUAGACACACAUAAAUGCAAAUUAGACCACAAUAUAAUGCCUAGAAAUGUAGACACAGUUAUACAGACACAGAUAUAGUCAAGCUGAUAUAGACCCACAGACAUACAUACCACACAAAUACACAUACAUACACCCACAGCCUCAUAGCCAGAUAUACACCACACACAUAUAAACAAACACGUUUAUGCAUAGACGGACACAACACACAAGCAAACAGAGCAUACAGAUACACAGACACACACAGAUGUGGAUACAUACACAGGUGGGCACACAUACAUGGAUCUUUAACCAGAACAACUCUGCUGUAUCAAUUUUACAUGAUAAAGUC